AAAGGGGAUGUGGAAAACGUGGCAACAGCCGUAUCGGUUGACAGUAGCAGGGAUGCUGCGGCAGGAGCGCAAAAGGGGUGUGUGUUUCCCACCCGACAACCGACCGAAAUCAACCCUUCGGGACCGUUCAUAAAGACGACGCGCCUCGCGCAAAGUUCAGCGAUGUCAUGGCCCACUUUUCGGCUGCGGGUGUCCUCCUACCUGAGACCGUGUCUUGAGCUGGGGUUGAAAUAAAAUGGAGUGUGGGAGAUUUAAAGGUUCGGUGGUGGAAAAACAUUGGUUCGGAUUGGUGAGGAAAAGAACUAAUUAAUAAAAUAAUAAAAAGUGUGCGUAUCUUUGUGCGUUCGUGUGUGUUCUCCAUCAUUUUUAUUUUGGCAACAUUCGCAACAUGUCCUGGGAAAGCAUCAACUCCCAAGACUUCCCCCGAUACAACAACUUUUCGAUGGGGGUGAGCCACCAGUUGUCGGCGACACGACUCCUCGACUCGCCGGACGGUUCGCGACAACCGAUCGACGGUCUAGAUCAAAUCUGGCCCUGGAACGACUCGUACUCAAGCUUACACCGCGACACCUAUACCGAAGUCAGGACUCCUCGUCCCCCCGUCUUCACCUGGGGUUGUUUCAGGGCCUGUCGCGCUCGGAUCUAUCACCGCCUGGCUAAACGCAAAGUUGAUCAAGGUUUGCGGCUGUACAAUCAGCACAAGCAACAGGCGGCUGUACGCAAAUGGAAAUCGGCGCUGAAAGCGUUGAGGAAACGGGAGGAUAAAUUUACGUUGCUGGGGUAUUUAUAUCAAGCGUACAUGGAUUGGGGGAAGUACAGGGACGCUUUAGAAUACGCUCACCGACAGCUCUUCAUAUCAGAGGAACUGGACAAUCCGACGAUGCGAGCCGAGUCGUAUUUGAAUUUGGCUCGAGCGCAUCAACGAUUAGGGGGAUUAGAACGGGCUUUGGCAUACGCAAGACACUCGUUAUACAAUGAGUGUGAGCAGUGUGCAACUGCCGGACACGUUCACCUGACAGUCGGAUCGGUAUAUUUGGAGCUGGCAGGAUUCAACAAGGCUUUGGACAGUUUUCAACACGCACACAGAAUCGCACAGGCAGUUCACGACCCCGCCCUCGAGUUACAAGUGUAUGUGGGAUUAUCAGAACUGUUCAGUAGACUCCAGGAUGCAGAUAAAAGUGCCAGAUAUGCAUCGAAGGCCUACGAUUUGUCCAGGUCGUUACAACUAGGAGAUUUGAAUUCAAGACAUCAUAGAGCUGCCUUGUUGCAAAUGGCUUCGGCGUUGAGAAAACAAGGGGAACUGGGAGAUGCACACGAUUACUGUUCUGAAGCCACAAGAUUAGCGUUAGUUUCCGGCGACCAAGCAACCUAUGCAAGAAGUAUCAGGAUUAUGGGCGACAUUUACAGGAAAAAGCAGGACAUAAACAAAGCGUUUAGGCAGUACGAAACUGCGAUGGGUUCUGCUGCAGCCAUGGGUGACAGAGUCAUUCAGAUGGAGUCUAUGGACGGAGCUGCCAGAUGUCUGGAAGCUCUUCGACUCCAGCACAAAAUCUGCAACUGUCGCCCGUUGGAAUUUAACACCAGGUUGCUAGAGGUGGCCAGUUCUGUGGGUGCUAAACUAUUGGUGAGGACAGUCAGGUUGAGGUUGUCCAAAAUCUAUCACGCGCUGGGCGACGAGGACCAAAGACAGCACCACGAACGGGUCGCACUGCGUCUGCAACAAGACCUGGACCUGAAUUGUGCCGGUUGUGGUUCGCCCUACGGUUUGGAGAGCGAUUCUCUAGAGGCACUGCCUUGUGCUCAUAUCCUACAUGCUCGAUGUGCCUACGAUUUGUUCCGUCGAAGCAAAAAGAAGAAGCGCAGCUGCCCGGAAUGCGACCGGACCAGUUCGCGUCUGUACUUGAACUGCAGCGACUACAACACCAACUACAGCCCGGUGCCGAUGUCCGUGUGCUCGUCCGACAGCCACUGCACCUCCCAUCACGCCACCAGUUCCGUUUAACAGCCCCCCAAAUUGGAGGUUUACCCAUUUUAGGGACCAUCGGAAUCCCACCCCUCACAGAAAGCCAGUUUUCUUGAUUUUUCGGGACCAGUUUAUCGGAAAGCUGGACGACGCGCACCUUGAAAAACGCUUGUUGACUUUUUGAUACGUGUAAACUUUUUUGCUCACUGGUUUUUUCUUCCGGUUUUACGAUUAUUGAAUUAGAGAAUGUUGAUUUUUCGAUAUAUUAUAUUAGUUGGUAGGCGAAAAUCUAUAGUCGUUAAGGAUCUGUAUUCAUUAAUUAAAAAAUAAAUAAUAAAACAAAAUGGAAACAAUUAAAACAUGUUGAGACGUAAAUAAAUUUAUUUAUGAGA
This is a messenger RNA of Aethina tumida (small hive beetle), 2355 nucleotides long. RefSeq names its product 43 kDa receptor-associated protein of the synapse homolog. Lineage: Eukaryota; Metazoa; Arthropoda; Insecta; Coleoptera; Nitidulidae. Gene Ontology annotation, biological process: chemical synaptic transmission. Bases 389 to 2002 code for a protein of 537 amino acids. The record is from RefSeq and is a predicted model, not a curated record. The transcript is spliced from 10 exons. Gene Ontology annotation, molecular function: acetylcholine receptor binding; protein-membrane adaptor activity.